Linum trigynum is the source of this 1281-nucleotide messenger RNA. Lineage: Eukaryota; Viridiplantae; Streptophyta; Magnoliopsida; Malpighiales; Linaceae. The record is from the annotation of a GenBank genome assembly.
AUGCGGGGUUUAGGUUUUGAAAAUUCUUAUUGUUUCUUUGUUGAUGCAAUUGAGGCAUCUGGUGGUUUAGUUGUCGCUUGGUCCCCCGAAGUUUGUGCUUCGGUGUUUUUCCAUUCUGAUUAUUGUAUUUGCAUCCAAAUUAAUGAAAACGAGUUCUCCUAUAUUGUGGUUUGUGUUUACAUCAGUUGCAAUGUUUCUAGGAGAGCUACUCAACUUGCCCAGUUGCAAGAGGUUUGUGAUGGCUUCCAUCUCCCAUUUGUUGUCUUGGGGGACUUUAAUUCUACCCUUUGUGCGGGGGAAAAGGAUGGUGGCCUUUCUUGGAGUGCUAGCCAAGCUGUUGGUCUUCGUGACUUUAUUCAAAACCUUGGGCUCCAUGAUCCAGGUUACCAGGGGGACCAAUUUACUUGGUCAAAUAGACGGAUGGGUAGUGCCUGUAUUCGGGAACGCUUGGACCGUGCCCUAUGCUCUCAAAGUUGGAUUGAGCGGUUCCCUGACACGCUGGUUAAACACUUCACGGAUCAGGGAUCGGACCACCGGGCCAUUCUGGUUGCUGACAAGGUCUAUGUGCGAAACACUCGCCCCCUCUUCCGUUUUGAUGCCCGGUGGGCAGAUAACCCGGAAGUGAGAGCCAUGGUGACUUAUACUUGGCAGGAGGAAAUUCAGGGGACCCCGAUGUUUCGUCUUUGGGAACGCCUCAAAAAACUCCGACAUCUACUUUAUGACUGGAGUAGAGCAGGGACUACCAAUUCCCUUCGGAAUAUCAGGGCCCUCCAGGCAGAAAUUGAACAAAUUAGGACCCUUAGUCCUAUUGAUUGGGACAGGAUACGUGAGCUGGAGAUUGAGUUGAAUCGCCAAUGGGAGGCCGAGGAGAUCUAUUGGCAACAAAAAUCUAGAGUCCGUUGGUUAAAGAAGGGCGAUCAAAACUCGGCCUAUUUCCACACGGUUACCCGGACUCGUAGGAAAAGGAAUUUCGUGGAGGGCCUGUUUAAUGACAAUGGUGUCUGGGUCACUGAGGAACCUGGGAAAGCAGAUAUUGCAAUUAAUUUUUACCAGGGGCUCUUCACAUCUGAAUCUCAAAUCCCUAAUAUGGCUGAAAGGGUGACAGCCCUGCCUAUUCCAACCAGUGUCACCCCAGCUAUGAAUGCUGAUUUGGUUGCUGAAGUCCAACCCCAUGAAGUUCGGAGUACGGUUUUUUCAAUGGGUUCAAACAAGCUCUGGGUUCGGACGGGUUCACAGGGAAGUUCUUUAAGGCAUUCUGGGACAUCGUGGGUGAUUCGGUGA